Molecule: messenger RNA, 2025 nt
Organism: Solea senegalensis (Senegalese sole)
Lineage: Eukaryota; Metazoa; Chordata; Actinopteri; Pleuronectiformes; Soleidae
Gene: mybphb
Product: myosin binding protein Hb
Exons: 13
Coding region: 79-1638 (519 amino acids)
Molecular function (GO): protein binding
Source: RefSeq, a predicted model, not a curated record
UCCGCACCCUCACAGGAGAUGGCAUUGGAUUCAGGUUUAAGGACUUAACCGAGUUGGGAAUUAGCUGCAACAUCCAUCAUGCCGUCCAAGCCUGCCCCAAUCAAGAAGGCGGCUAAGAAAGAACCUGCCAAGAAGGAGGAGAAGGCGCCAGUGAAAGCCCCUGAACCGGCUCCAGAGCCUGCACCCGAGCCCGCACCGGAGCCCGCACCCGCCGAGGCCGCUCCAGCCCCCGCUGAGGGCGAAGCUGCGGCUGCACCUGCUGAGGAGGCGCCUGCUGCCCCGGCAGUUGAGGAACCCAAACCUCCCACUCCUCCACCCGCAGAUGCUGAAGCUGCUGAAGCGCCUGCUCCAGAAGAGCCUAAAGCACCCACACCUCCACCACCUCCACCCAAAGAGCCCACAAGCGCUCCAGUGGAUCUGUUUAUUGAGGACAAGAAUGACACAUCAGUGAGCAUCAUCUGGAGCGAGCCGCAGAACAUCGGACCCUCCGGUUUGGACGGAUACGUCAUUGAAGUCUGCAAGGAUGGAACCGAGGACUGGAAAGCUGUCAAUGAGGAUGUGCAGAAGUCCUGCCGCUACGUGAUCAAGAACCAGACCACCGGAGACCGCCUGAAGAUCCGCGUGGUGGCCGUGAACGCCGGUGGCCGCAGCGUCCCCGUCACCCUCCCCGAGCCUGUCCUGGUGAAGGAGGUGGCUGACCGCCCCAAGGUUCGCCUGCCUCGUUUCCUCAGGCAGAGAUACGUCGCUCACGUUGGAGACAAGAUCAACCUGACCAUCCCGUUCACAGGUAAACCCAAACCCGUGGUCACCUGGACAAAGAAUGGACAGCCCCUGGACAUGAAGAGGGUGAACAUCCGCAACACCGACAGAGAUAGCAUCCUGUUCAUCCGUACGUCCGAGAGGGACGACUCCGGCGUGUACGAGAUGUGCCUGAAGGUGGACGACUUCGAGGACAAGGCUUCACUCACCCUCCAAAUCGUUGAGCUGCCCGGACCUCCCGCCUCUGUCAAGAUCGUGGACACCUGGGGCUUCAACGUUGCUCUGGAGUGGACUCCGCCCACCGACAACGGCAACACAGAGAUCACAGGUUACACAGUACAGAAGUCGGACAAAAAGACUGGAGACUGGUUCAACGUGAUCGAACAUUACCACAGACUGAACGCCACCAUCUCCGACCUCAUCAUGGGCAACACCUAUAAGUUCCGCGUGUUCUCAGAAAACAAGUGUGGACUGAGCGAAUCUGCUGCUGUUUCAAAGGGGGAGGCAAAGAUUUUGAAGACAGGCAUCGACUACAAACCUCCCGAGUACAAGGAACACGAAUUCUCCGAGGCUCCCAAGUUCACCACCUCUCUGAGUGACAGAGCCUCCACUGUCGGCUACAGCACCAAGCUGCUCUGCUCCGUCAGAGGAGAACCAAAACCUAAAAUUCAAUGGAUGAAGAACCAGAUGAUUAUUGGAGAUGAUCCCAAGUACAGGCAGAUCUGCACCCAGGGCAUCUGCUCUCUGGAGAUCCGUAAGCCCGGUAACUUUGACGGAGGCGUGUACACCUGCAAAGCCAAGAACGAUCACGGAGAAGCGGUUGUCAGCUGCAAGCUGGAGUUCAGGCAGGUAGCAGUUGCAGAUGCAGCCAAGAAAUAGGUCAACAUUCAGGAGCAGAAGGAAUGAGGCCUUUGCGGCACAAGGAAGGUGCUGGAUUCCUGCAAGAAGAACAUGUAUAUAUGGCUGGUGACCACACUGUACAAGUGUUGCUCUGUGACGUCAUGAUGAACAAUUGUUGUCGCUUUAUGCCUUUUCUCUUUAAGUCCACAUCCAUGUCCACAAUCAGCUUCUUUUCCCCGCCCCCCAACGAUAUUGUCUAUGGUAUCUAAAUUAUUAGGCGUUCACGCAGUGUUACCUUUCUAGUUGAUCAUCAUUUCAGCCUAGCUCGGUGUAUGCCAAGAAUAUCAAAGCAUGACUUUAUUGUUCCUCAUAGGAGAUCUACAUGUAACAUCCAAGUGUUUAUAUCAAUAAAUAAUUUAAUUUCUG